GCUUAUAGAUCAGAGUCGGUUCUGUACUGCACAUUUUUGUUUGCAGUAUUUCGGUUGGUGGUGUGUGCGAGAGAGAGUCGAACGCAGUAGGGAAUUCGUCCUGCAGAUAAGGAUAGUCGGAGAAAGGGAGGGAAAAAAGCGGCAAACGAAGAAGAAGGGAUUUGUUGACGCCGGACGCCGUUCGUUUUCCUUUUGUUUGUUUGUUUGUUUUUGGCGCCCGUUCGUUCAGUGUGCAGAGUUGAUCUUGUUGAGUUGGUGGUGCUGUUGCUGCUGCUGUUCGUAAUAUUAUUAUUAUAUUAUUAUCGCUUGAAUGCGAGACGACACGCGUUUCGCCGUCCGCCGCUGUUUGUCGCUUUCCUCCGUUCGGGUCUGUCCAGAGUUAACCCCAAGUUGGAGCCGAGGAUGAGCACCAACAAAUCCAAGCAGGGUAAAGAAGCCGAAGAGUUCACAGUGGAGAAGAUCGUCGACAAGAGGAUUCAGAACGGCGUCGUCGAGUACUUCCUGAAGUGGAACGGUUAUGGGGACAGCGAGAACACCUGGGAACCCGAAAGCAACUUGGACUGCCCUGAGCUGAUCAGGGAAUUCGAAGCGGAGUGGGCGAAGAAGGACAAGGAGGAGAAACUCAAGAAACGGAAGACCGCCGGUACACCCACAAUGGAGCAAAGCAACAAGAAGAAGAAGGAGGAGAAGAAGCAUGGCUUCGAUAGGAAACUGAUACCUGAGAAAAUUAUUGGUGCCACUGAUAGCUCCGGGCAACUGAUGUUCUUGAUGAAGUGGGAGGGCACAGACGAAGCUGACCUGGUGCCAUCGAAGCAGGCGAACAUUAAGUGCCCCCAAACAGUUAUCAAGUUUUACGAAGAGAGGUUAACGUGGCACGGCCCCAGCACAGACGAAGACAAACCUGAUAAAUCUUAAUUCGGAGCGCGCCCCCCUCUCACAAUCCCCAAAACUGUUACACAAAAGAAAAGGAUCGACAUGUUUUUUUUCUUCUUCUAUAUUCCUUUACCACCCC
Nicrophorus vespilloides is the source of this 1012-nucleotide messenger RNA. RefSeq names its product chromobox protein homolog 1-like. Gene Ontology annotation, biological process: negative regulation of transcription by RNA polymerase II; chromatin organization. Gene Ontology annotation, molecular function: chromatin binding. Gene Ontology annotation, cellular component: nucleus; pericentric heterochromatin. NCBI's taxonomy places the organism in Eukaryota, Metazoa, Arthropoda, Insecta, Coleoptera, Silphidae. Bases 403 to 915 code for a protein of 170 amino acids. The transcript is spliced from 3 exons. The record is from RefSeq and is a predicted model, not a curated record.